ACCAACGGACUGACACACAAAAACACCAAAAAGAGAGAGAGAAAGAGAGGCUCUACUGCAGUGCAGUGACAAGUCCAUAUACGUUUCCAUGUCCCACCAAGAAGAAGCGCACCUACCUCAACCGUGAUUGGUCCGCCUCACUCAAACGCGUGGGACGGUGUCUCUGCCUAGCCCAUCCUCUUCUUCCUCCCCUUUGGAUCAUAAUAAAACCUAAAUAAAAAUCUCCAAACUUUUGCAAUUUAUAUUUUAUUUUUCUAUAUAUAAACUCCUCCAUUACCCAACUUGAGAGCCUUUCCGACAACCUUCAACUCCCUUCUCACAUCUUCUUUUAUCACUUCUUUUGUUCUCUUGAAAACAGAGCACUUUCAGAGAGCUGAGAAGAAAGAAAGAAACAGUAACCAGUUGCAGUAGCAGGAUAUCGGACUCGAGCCACAGAUUUCAAGCAAAUCUGUUUUGACUUUGGAGCCUAAACCCAAAGAGGCAAAGGUUCCUUUCCUGGGUAUAUUCCAUGGAUUCCCCUCAAUCUGUUGUCUCUCCAUUCAAAACCUCUGUUGUUUCCGAGCAUGAGAAGCAGAAAUCUGACUGUUCUGUUCGGUCCAACUCGGGACCAUAUUCUAAUGGAAUUGAGGCCAAUAGACAGGAAACCAAUGUUUGUGAUGUAGAUGACUACAUUGGUGUUAUUGAUGUUUAUGUUCAUCAGGCCAGGGACAUACACAACAUCUGCAUUUACCACAAGCAAGAUGUGUAUGCUAAGCUUUUCCUGACAAGUGAUCCAGAACGCACCGUAUCCACCAAAACCAUUAAUGGUGGCGGUCAGAAUCCAGUCUUCGAUGACAAGGUCCAGCUCAAUGUUCGGACUGUUGAUGCCUCCGUCAAAUGUGAGAUUUGGAUGCUGAGCAGGGUGAAGAAUUAUCUUGAAGAUCAGUUGCUGGGGUUUGCUUUGGUGCCUAUGACAGAGGUCCUCAUCAAGAAUGGAAGGUUGGAGAAAGAAUUCCCUCUUUCUUCAACCGAUCUCUUUCAUUCCCCAGCAGGGUUUGUGAAAUUGUCUCUCUCUUAUGCUGGAGAUUCACCAGAAGUGAUGUCCUUGACCUCAAAUCCUAUUAUGGAGGACACAGAGAUAACUGAUUCUAUUCCUUGUGAAGAAUUAGAUAAGAUAGAGUUCCCAGACCCAGAUAUUGCCAAUGAAGACCAGAUGAUGGUUUCGGAGUAUAUUAAGAUCCCAUGUUCGGAGUUUGAGUCUCAGAGCUCUGAGAGCUUUGUUACUGCUGAUGGUGAAACUCAUGUCAGUUCCGAAGUGGCCGUUCAUGCUGUUGAAAGCGCCAUUCAUGCUGUUGAAAGCUUCCCGACGGCUGCUUUUGGAUCUAUUCAGGCUCAGAAGCUUGACUCUCCCCCAAGCAGUGUGUCAACUAAUGGGGUUUCAUCUCCAUCAGUCCAGGCAAGCUCAGAGUCAUUUGACGCUCCAGCAACUUCGGAAUCGCCAAAUCAGGAACAAGUUUCUGCCUCAAAAGAGAAAAGGGCAGACCUUAAAGAUGGUGAGACUGAUUCAUCUGGUGAGGUGCCUAGUGAUGCAAUUGCAAAACCCGUGGUCACUGUCAACAUUCCAGAGCAAAAUGUGGUGCAGCAGGAUUUUGUAGACAUGUACAUGAAAAGCAUGCAGCAGUUUACUGAGUCUUUGGCAAAAAUGAAGCUUCCUGUGGACAUCGAUUCACCAACCAGUUCAGGAAAUUCGAGCUCUGAUCAGAAUUUAGCUACACCAAAGACAAAUGGCUCCCGUGUGUUUUAUGGGAGUAGAGCUUUCUUCUAAGCUCCUAGUUCACUGGUUCCGACGAAGACUCACAGGUGACUCUAGAUUUUAGAAUGGAGGCUAGUACUAGUAGUGAAGUGUAAUAAUCUGUUUUAUGUAUUGUUGUGCUUUCCUUUGUAUGUUGCGGUGAUUUAGAUGACUUGAAAUCUUGACUUGUACCUGUUACAAGCUUUGUUCUGUCACAACCUGCUGUUAGUAUAUAUGAACUAAUGUUACAUCUUCCCUCUUGCUCUUUGUAGCUACUUUUAAUCAUAACCUUCUAAUUAUUUUG
Molecule: messenger RNA, 2075 nt
Organism: Fragaria vesca subsp. vesca
Lineage: Eukaryota; Viridiplantae; Streptophyta; Magnoliopsida; Rosales; Rosaceae
Exons: 2
Coding region: 509-1804 (431 amino acids)
Source: RefSeq, a predicted model, not a curated record